Messenger RNA from Plasmodium fragile, 819 nucleotides. RefSeq lists its product as uncharacterized. The record is from RefSeq and is a predicted model, not a curated record. Gene Ontology annotation, cellular component: nucleus. NCBI's taxonomy places the organism in Eukaryota, Apicomplexa, Aconoidasida, Haemosporida, Plasmodiidae. The coding region runs from base 1 to 819 and encodes 272 amino acids. Gene Ontology annotation, biological process: positive regulation of cell population proliferation. The transcript has 4 exons.
AUGAAUUCAAAACGGGUAAAUAAUGUGAUUAGCCUUUUGAUUAACGAAAUAAAAACAAAUGAUCGCCCAGAAAAUGCAAAGGAAUUGGCCAAAGAAAAGGGCAUAAAUGUUGCCAAGUCAUUUUUGAACAUUAACGAUUCAGGUGAGAAUCUCCCCCGUGAGAAGCCCAAACAAAACUGCCGAGCAGAAAAUGGGCAAAAUCGGACAAGUGACCACAGUGUAAAUUCCCAGGGGGAACAGAAGACUACCCCCAACAAAGACAACCUGAACGAAGACAACGUCGACGAUGACGGCAUCGGCGAAAAGGAAAAAGCAGCAUUGGAAUUUUAUGACGAACGGAUAGACAUUUUCGAAGAAGAAUACGUGAACAAAAAAUAUAGAUUCUACACCAAAAACUGCGACUCGAGUUUGUGCUGUUGCGGAUGCUUCAUCCCCGUUUGCUACCAAAGUCAGAGGCACGAGAACUACGUCAACCAGUACAGAAGCUUAUACGCGGUGAAUGUGCGAAUAGACGACAAGCGAGUUAUUCAUGAGCACGAAAUAAAUGCAACGGAGAACGGUGACGACGGCAAAUUAGGUAGAGGCAAACGCAGCCACCAGCACGGUGACCCAAAGAUCCCACCCCCUGUGUGCAAAGAAGAGAACCAAACAGAGCUCGCCCAGCCCAAGUGUGAAGAAACCCCCGAAGGAGAAAAAAACGGGGAGGACGAAAAAUCACAAAUAUAUCACGCCGUUUUUUGUGAAAACUGCAAUAAUCAUGUUGCCUAUCUUGAAAUAAAAAAAAAUAUUUUCCAUUUUUUUGAUGUGCUACCUGACUGA